AUGGAGACGGUUGAGAGUUUGAUCCCCCCUCGCGACACAGGGGACAGUGAUCCGGAAUGGGAGAAGCCUGACGAUGAUGUUGCCUUGGCCCGUGCUACCCUGGUACACAAUGUCCAUGCCCAUGAGGAUGAGACGGCAAACACUGCCCUGGCUUCCUUCACGGCUUUGGAGGUUGACGACACCAGCAUGGCCCUUCGGCUUCAGGAAAUGGAAGCGGCCAUGUCCCGCCUCUUGGCAAAGGGCGAUGAGAUGGUGGCUGUCACAGGACCGGAGGUGCCAACCACAGGUGACUUUGUCCCUGAGGGAGGUGUUUCUGAUGAUCCCAUGGGAAGCGAGGAGGUGCCAACCACAGGUGACUUUGUCCCUGAGGGCGGUUCUUCUGAUGAUCACAUGGACAGGGCUACCGACAACAAGCCCAGACCAUACUCUGCCCUACCCGCCGGCACCCUGGAGGAGAAGGUCUUUCGCAUCGAGGGCUUCCCUGAGGACUUCCCCGGCAUCGGCAAGAAGAGUGCUGAUUUGGCCCAGCAGUUGACAAAGGAGGAGAUCGUGUAUCAGAUCUACAAGCGCCAGUUGGCUCAGGAGAAGAUGCUGGCUGCUCCCUACAAUCGUGCUCGCAGAGGGGUUGGACACAGCAGCAUGGGUCAGUUGGACCCUGGCAGCACUGGGGCUACCCUCAUGUGCCCCAACUGCUUUGCGGAUUGGCAACGGCAGGACAACAAGGUCGAGGGGAAGUGCAAGCUCUGCCAGAAGUCCGUCAUUGCAGUGGACAAGGGCCCACCCUCGGCAGAGAUCAAGCUAGGCUCGGCUUCCUGGCGGAUGUUUUGUGGCCCCAGAGGUGUCACGUGGCACACGGAUGCUGAUGAGGCACAGAAGGAAGCUGCCUCCGUGGAUAUUGGCUCGUGGGCCCAGCCCCCUCCCAGGCCAACGGACCAAAAGGAGCUCAGCUUUGCCGACCAGGUGCCUAUGGCCCUGAGGCGGGAGAAAGACCCCAUUCCAUCCCCAGCUGGCGGCGGCGAUGGACAUCACCAAGAAGAGCUCGGGCCCAGUCGACAAACCAAGAAGCCCACGGAAGAAGAGUUCCUGGAUCACAUCAACCCCCAGCUGGAUGUGAUCGUCGAAAUGCAAGCGGGCGCACAGAGUGUCGAAGAGGCUAAGGGAGCGUCAAUCCUUCGACAGCUCGACACAGAGAAGCUUCGCUCCCUUCUGAAGCGAAACUACCUCCAGGGCCCUGGGAAUCAGGGAGAGGAGUUUUUCUCUGCACAGACUACCUUGGAAGAGGCCAAGGCCUCUAACAAGCGCAUGCAGGAUGAGGGAUCCCAGCGCGCCCAGAUCCUCCGGCCUGUGGCCGAUUCCAUCGAUACCUGGGGUACCCAGCUGCGUGCCUUUGGCCCUGAGGAGCAGUCUCCAGAGGCAGUCCUGGGAGUUGCAGUGGGCUCGGUCGAGUUCCAGAUCCUGCGCCUCAAACGCAUCAUCGAGCUGCACAUGGGGGAGCAGCGCAUGAUCGGGGGCAAAUGGAAGCAGCUGCCGGGACCCCUCGAGGAGAUUGAGGCACAGGUCGCAAUGGGCACGAGGCCCCCUUUGGACAAGAUCAUCGGCCCGUUCCAUGCUGAGGGGGAAGGGAAUACCCACUGGCAAAAGGAAGUGCAGACGUGGGACUUGGUUAGCCUCUUCUCCUGCUUCGGCCACACUUAUUUGGCCAGGCACCUUUAUGCUGUGUGGAGCCACUUGCCGAUCACCAUCAAGUCCCACAAAAGGGGGGCCAAGAACAAGCAACAGAACCUGCAGCGACGAGAUGACCAUCGCGAGUUGAUGAAGGAGGCCAAAGAGUUUGUGAUUCUGCAUGACCUCCCGGUGCCUACGACGAACCAGGAGUGGAAGCAGCUCUACCGCGAAAUUGGAUCAUUUUUCGCUGCCAAGGUCUUCAUCAACCGUACGCCGCAGGUGGUUCUAGACCUCCCUGUAUCGGACAUCCAUGACUCCAAGCAGCACAUGCGACUGCGAGCCGUAUGUGAUGAAAGGAUCACCCUGCCUUUGAAGGCCUUCCGCCACUUCCCGGAGAUCUACAACUCGCUCUCCCACUCGUUGGGGCAGGAUUCGGUGGUGGAGGUCAAGAUGGCGUGGCGCUGCAACACCGUGCAGUGGUGGACAGCCCGCCUCACCAGCACGGGCCCAACGUAUCCUAAUUAA
Messenger RNA from Symbiodinium sp. CCMP2592, 2190 nucleotides. The record is from the annotation of a GenBank genome assembly. Lineage: Eukaryota; Dinophyceae; Suessiales; Symbiodiniaceae.